UAGCUGGAAAAUGGAUUGAAAGGCAGUAAAAAAAAAAAAAAAAAGAAAAUGUGCAAGAUCCUGGGGAAAUUUCAUCCCAUAAUUGAACAGCAAAAUGUUUUGAAUGUGUUUCCAAACUAAAUCUUUGACUGGGAAGCCAUAUGUAGAUUUGCAAAUAGCUGUUGUCUCUUGUGUCCCUCAUUAAUGGAAUAAGAGGCACUUUGUGUGUUGAUUUUCAACCUAUUUAAAACAUUUAAAAUGUUGAACUUUUGAUGGACUAUCACCACCACAUCAAAAGACUGUUAAAUACAUGUGUGAUUCCUUCAGGAAGAGUAAAGAGAAGAGAAGACCACAGUUAUGAGUUAGCUGUUAAAAAAAACACCUCUUUUUUGCUAACACUUUGAGGUCAGUUUUGAAUUAUAAUAAAUUGACUUUAUUAAUAACUUACUGACAUACAUCUGAACAGGAUUAAUAGUGAUUUCCUUUGUCUAAUAACUAUUGGGAAUUGUGCUUCCAAAUAAAUGAUUUAGCGUAUCAUCUCCAAAAUACAAUUGCUAAAAAGAAAAGCAUAACUGUUCAAUUGGUCUACAAGAGAUAUUCUUCUAUUGUAGAUCAGCCUCAAUUGUGUCUUUCCAAUGAAGCAUUAGCAAAGAAAACAAUUUUUCGGAAGUUAGAAUGGAAGCCCAAAAUAUGGAACAUUCAGCAAAAGGAAUUCAGAUGGACACUGAGCAACGAUUGGAAACUUCAAAUACAACUGAUCCAAUUAUUGCUCCUGACAGUCCAGCCACAAAGGCUUCUAUCUUUUGCUUUAAGAAAAGGAAAAAGUCUUGUGAGAAAGGAGAGGAGAAGGAUGAGAACCAUGAAUCCAUUUCACUUAGCUUAAGGCCUGCUAACCAAUCUUCUGACAUGGGGCACAAUGAAGCAGAGGUUUCGAAUCCAUUUUGGACUUCAGGAGGGGCCUGGCUGGCUUUCAAACGACUAGUAACAUUAAGGAGAAGAUCCAAAUCCUCUCUGAAGAAGCAAACACAGGCUUGUUCUCGCGUACAUCUAGAGGUGGACAGAGGAGAUUCUGGCAGGAAGCAUGCCAGUUCUAGUUCUAAGAUUCCCUGCCUAAGACUCUCCCGAAGCAAAAAAAGGACCAGCCAUUCUCAAAUAAUAGAACAGCCUGAUGGCGAGAAAAAAGGAAAUGAUACAGCAAGCAUCGUGAAUAACAAAAGUAACAAAGAGCCAGAGAUUGUGGCUAUGGAAGUUCCCCUUGAUGCAAAGCAAUCUCCCAGCAGAGGACUUCAGGAAGGAGAAAGUGACAGUGGAGCCAUGACAAAUACGGAAAAUGUUUCCUGAUCCCAAUUGUUAUGCUGACUGUGGUGUUCCAUCAGAAAUAAUCCAUUCUGAAACUGCCCUUGUAACUGAAGAAGAGAAGCAAAUAUUUCAGUUGCAUCAUGGAACGCUCUAUGGAAACUUUGAAGAGCUGGAAAAUCAGAAGUUCAGUUUUAACGUUGAGAUCAGUCCUCCCAUUCCUCAGGACCUGCCUGAAAGUGAACAGCAACUUAUAGGAAGAGAGGGAACCAAAGAAACCAAGUCACAGCCAUUUGGGGCAGGCAUUGAUGUGGUGGGCAAAAGCGAGGAUGCGGCUGCUAAGGAAGGCCAUUCCAUUGAAGUGAUGUUGCAUUGCAGCCCAUCUGCAAUGGAAGACGAGGCUUCAGACAUACCGGUUCAUUUUGAUGAGGAAGAGAAAAGUGAAGGAAAUCAGUUUACCCUUCCUGGGGCUGGCAUUGUAAUCAUGAUCACUGAGGCUGAAGAUGAUCAGGAUGAGGAAGAAGAAUCGGCCCCUCCCUGUGAAAUGUUUGCAUUUCCCCAAGCCAUCAAGCAAAAAGGGAAGAAAAAAAGUAGCAAAAACAAAACUCCCACUGCAGGGUGCAACCACACAAAGGAAGACCAAGAAUGCUCCCAGGUCCCAUCUUCCUUUGGCACCAACAGCCAGGAACACUGGACUUCAGAGCAAUAUGAAAUGCUGUUGAUUGAAACAGCUGCCUCGCUUGUGAAGACAGCCAUCCAGUCAUCUGUUGAGCAGCUUGUCAAUGAAAUGGCCUUGGAGCAAAAUCAACAAAACAGUGUUUUAUGAUCAUGAGAGCCUCUUUGUGAAUUAGAGGCAGGCCUGCAAUUCUGUCAGGCAAUGGAAGCAUUUGAACAAAUUGGCUUGUACUAGGAAGGAAAGUACCAUUUGGGUUUUCUUUGUCCAUUGCCAGCACUGUUUGAUCCAUCCUUAAUGACCAGUUCAGUAUUAAUGCUGUGAGGAAAUGUUCCAGAUGUCCUGAAGUAUUUAAACUUAGCAUGAGAGAUUAGGGAGGGUCUUAAUUCCUGAGAUAUUUGCAGUAUCUGUGAUUAACUUAAUUUUGCAUGUUGGUAUAAUGGAUGUAUAUCGUAUUGUAUAAACAGCUUGUAAAAACAAGGUGGGAGGGUCUUUUGCUGCAUGGUGACCUGUCUUAAUGGUUUACUCUCUAUAGUAGAUCUAGGAAAGACACCCAUUUCCUCCCUUUCCUUUCUUCUCAAUUUAUUUAUUUUAUUUGCAGAUAUCGAAUUAUUCAAGUAUUAUUGUCAAUGAUUGAGCACUUUUUUUUCUACCCCACUGCCUUUCAGAUAAGUUUGACCUUUCUUAAUUUUUAGCUGAAAUGAUAGGAACCGGUGUUCCACAUCUGGAAGUCAGUAGCACAGGUGAGUUCCUACCAGUUCAGACCAAUUCAGCCAAACCGGUAGUAGUUUGCUG
This is a messenger RNA of Thamnophis sirtalis, 2743 nucleotides long. The record is from RefSeq and is a predicted model, not a curated record. Lineage: Eukaryota; Metazoa; Chordata; Lepidosauria; Squamata; Natricidae.